Messenger RNA from Sugiyamaella lignohabitans, 633 nucleotides. RefSeq names its product phosphatidylinositol-3-/phosphoinositide 5-phosphatase INP53 (gene INP53). Lineage: Eukaryota; Fungi; Ascomycota; Dipodascomycetes; Dipodascales; Trichomonascaceae. The coding region runs from base 1 to 633 and encodes 210 amino acids. The record is from RefSeq and is a predicted model, not a curated record. The transcript has a single exon. Gene Ontology annotation, molecular function: phosphatase activity.
AUGAAAGUCUACCUGAAAGAGCAUCCAAGAUCACUAGCUCUUGGUACCGACGACUACUUUUUGAUUUUUAGAUAUUUUGGAUCAGAUGGAACCUCAGGAUUGAAUUCAAGCACAGCAAGCUCCAGCCAAACUAAUCUAGAUUACAAUUCAAAAUCUGUAGGUUCUUCUGGCCAAGGGGCUAACGGAGGUAGCGGAAAUAGUUCAGGUGGUGGUCACCAUCACCACCAUCAACGUCCACCAUUCGAAGCAAAGUGCAUAGCAGAGUUCAAAAAGAUCGAACAUGUUGAUGUUGAGGCGUAUGUACCACUGUCGAGAUCUGAAUGUUUUGGCUUUCUUGGUUUGAUAAACAUAGAUCGAGAUAUUUAUCUUUGCACUAUAACUCGUCAAGCUGAGGUGGCAUCUCCAAGACAGGGAGAUACCAUUUGUCGUAUAUAUGGGGUAGAAUUCCACUGCCUCACGAAACCAGACUGGGAUUUUGUAAGCCUCGACGCUAACGGUUAUGCAAUUGAUGUUCUCAAUAGCCCCGCAGACCAAGUGGAGCACCCAUGUACCAGUAUCAGGAAAUUGCUCUCCAACGGCAGUUUUUACUAUUCUACUAAUUUUGACCUCACCAGUGUCAUGCAGAACCGGUAA